Molecule: messenger RNA, 1869 nt
Organism: Juglans regia (Persian walnut)
Lineage: Eukaryota; Viridiplantae; Streptophyta; Magnoliopsida; Fagales; Juglandaceae
Product: indole-3-acetic acid-amido synthetase GH3.17-like
Exons: 4
Coding region: 4-1839 (611 amino acids)
Cellular component (GO): cytoplasm
Molecular function (GO): acid-amino acid ligase activity
Source: RefSeq, a predicted model, not a curated record
AGGAUGUCGCCUACGUAUGAUCCAAAUGAUAAUGAAGCUGGUAUGAAGCUUUUGGAGGACCUGACUACAUAUGCGUAUCAAGUGCAACAACAGGUAUUAGCGGAGAUACUAACUCGAAAUAUUCACACAGAAUAUCUUAGGAGCUUUCUCAAUGGUCAUUCUGAUAAGAAAACCUUCAAGGAGAAAGUUCCUGUUGUGGAUUAUGAAGAUGUCAAGCCUUACAUCGAGCGUAUUGCCAAUGGAGAGCCAUCAGAGAUAAUUUCAGCUCAACCAAUCACCGAGCUCCUCACAAGCUCGGGAACUUCAGGAGGGCAGCCAAAGAUGAUGCCUUCAACUGCAGAAGACUUGGAUAGAAAGACAUUCUUCUAUAACCUCCUUGUGCCAGUGAUGAACAAGUAUGUCGAAGGCUUAGAUCAAGGAAAAGGAAUGUACCUUUUGUUUAUCAAACCCGAAAUUCUUACUCCUUCCGGGUUGAUGGCCAGACCUGUCCUAACAAGCUAUUACAAGAGCAAUUACUUUAUAAACCGGCCUUUCAAUCGGUUUAAUGUUUACACCAGCCCGGACGAGACUAUCUUGUGUCCAGACAGCAAGCAGAGCAUGUACUGCCAAUUACUUUGCGGUUUGGUACAGAGGGAUGAAGUUCUAAGGGCUGGUGCUGUUUUUGCAUCUGCUUUUCUAAGGGCUAUCAAGUUCUUGGAGGAUUAUUGGAUAGAGCUGUGUUCUAACAUUAGAGCUGGUCAUAUCAGUGACUGGAUAACUGAUCCCAGUUGCAGAAAGGCUGUAUCCCUUAUCCUUUGCAAACCCUGUUCAGAUUUGGCUGAUUUGAUCGAGUAUGAAUGUGGCAGCAAAUCAUGGGAAGGGAUAAUUAAAAAGCUUUGGCCUAAAACAAAGUACAUUGAAGUCAUUGUUACAGGGUCUAUGGCUCAAUACAUUCCUACACUGGAAUUUUACAGCGGUGGACUCCCUUUAGUAUCAACCAUGUAUGCUUCUUCCGAGUGCUACCUCGGAAUCAAUUUGAAACCGCUAAGCAAGCCUUCUGAUGUCUCUUACACACUCCUCCCAAACAUGGCCUACUUCGAGUUCCUACUGGUAGAGAAAAACCUUGAAGAAGAAUCUGAGAAGAUCCAAUGCAAUAGUGUUUCUGAUCAGAAUUGCACUCGUGAGGAGAAUAAAAAGGCAAGAAUGGAAAUAGUCGAUCUAGUGGACGUGAAGCCGGGUCACUAUUACGAACUUGUUGUCACAACUUUUACAGGCCUGUAUAGAUACAGAGUUGGAGACAUUCUCAUGGUUACUGGUUUCCACAACAACGCUCCCCAGUUCCGGUUUGUGCAUCGUCGAAAUGUAGUUUUGAGCAUAGACACAGACAAAACAAAUGAAGAAGACUUGUUAAAUGCAGUGACACAAGCAAAAUGCCGCCUGCUCGAACCGCUUGGCUUUCUCCUGACUGAGUACACUAGCUAUGCUGACACUUCAUCAAUCCCAGGUCAUUAUGUAUUAUAUUGGGAGCUUAAAAUGAAAGGAAAUAAUGAUUUGCCAGAGCUUGAUCAUUCUGUAAUGGAACGAUGCUGCUCCAUAGUGGAAGAUUCACUGGAUUCUGUGUAUAGGAGAUGCAGGAAAAAGGACAACUCGAUUGGACCUCUAGAGAUAAGGGUGGUGAAGCAAGGGACAUUUGAUGCGCUCAUGGAUUUUUGUGUGUUUCAAGGGUCUUCUGUUAACCAAUACAAGACGCCCCGGUGCAUUAAAUCAGAUGAAGCCAUUGAGAUACUGAACGCAAGGGUGAUGGGAAGGUUUUUCAGUAAGACAGUUCCAUUUUGGGAGCCAUUUAGGAUGUUGGCUUAAAAAAUGACAAUGAAACGGUAGUCGUGUAAG